Molecule: messenger RNA, 4194 nt
Organism: Ctenopharyngodon idella (grass carp)
Lineage: Eukaryota; Metazoa; Chordata; Actinopteri; Cypriniformes; Xenocyprididae
Product: zinc transporter ZIP3-like
Exons: 3
Coding region: 485-1432 (315 amino acids)
Biological process (GO): zinc ion transmembrane transport
Cellular component (GO): plasma membrane
Molecular function (GO): zinc ion transmembrane transporter activity
Source: RefSeq, a predicted model, not a curated record
CGUUUUACUUCAUGCAUACGAAUAUGAAGUAUUAUUUGCUUGAAUUUAACUGUUUGAUGAAGGCCCUUUUAAUCCAGUAAUACGGAAUAUAUAAAUGUAAUGUGCUUGUAAUGUUUAGCUAGCACUAAGCAUUUGAACUGAGGAACUGCUGUAAACGACGUUUAUUAAUAGAAAUUCUUAAAACGCAACAGACUUGCACAUCUUAACAUAAUGUGAUAUUUUUGUCGUUAAUGUUUUCUCAGUACAUGCACCAUAUAAAGGGCUUGUUUUUCUACUUCGAUAGCUAGCAGCUCAUUAGAGUUAGCAUGCUAAUGUGAACGCUUACCUCGUCAGUCACCUUAUAAACAACAGAAAUUUGUUGUCAGGGAUGUUGUCCAUAACCUGACCUCAAGCUUCCUAGAAAGAAGAGUGGAUUUGGGUUCUUCAGUGUUUAAUUCAGGCUCAGAUAGUUUGCUGAAGUGAGAUCGCAGCCCAUCUCCUCAGCAUGGAGAUAGCUGUAGCUAAAAUCCUCUGCCUGCUGGGGCUGUUUGUCCUCAUGUUGGGGGGCAUCCUUAUUCCUGUGAGAGUGAUGCAGAUGGACAAUGAUAAAGUCACAAGGUACAGAAGAGUAGUUGCUUUAAGCAACUCUUUUGGAGGAGGUGUAUUUCUGGCCACCUGCUUCAAUGCCCUUCUACCAGCAGUUAGAGAAAAGGUUGAGGACAUUUUGAAAGAGGUAAAGAUCACCAAUCAGUACCCACUGGCAGAGACCAUGAUGAUGCUUGGAUUUCUCCUCACCGUAUUUGUGGAACAGGCUGUGCUUACUUUUCGCAAGGAGAAGCCCUCGUUUAUUGACCUAGAGACAUUUAAUGCUGGUGGCUCGGAAGUGGGGAGCGACUCAGAGUAUGAUGCUCCAUUCAUUGCUCCCGCUCGGGGUGCGGCCAGAGCCCAGCAGCACCAUUCUUAUCACCACGGACACUUCAACCCUUCUGAGCUGAAGCGUGCUGGGCUGUUGAGAUUAACUAGCCUGGUGCUAGCCCUUUCUGCUCACUCUAUCUUUGAGGGUCUUGCUUUGGGUCUUCAGAACGAUGGGGCUAAGCUUGGAAGUCUCUUCAUUGGAGUGGCCAUCCACGAGACGCUAGCAUCUGUGGCACUGGGGGUUAACGUAGCCAAGGCAGGAGUCCCCUUACGAGAUGCCAGUAAACUGGGCUUAACAGUAAGCCUAAUGAUUCCUCUGGGGAUCGGUAUUGGCAUGGGUAUUGAGACGGUCCAGCACUGGACAGAAAGUAUUAUAUCUGUAGUGCUCCAGGGCCUGGCAGCCGGCACAUUUCUCUUCAUUACGUUCUUUGAGAUCCUCUCACAAGAGCUGGCGGAUAAACACGACAGACUACUGAAAGUGCUGUUUCUUGCACUGGGCUAUGGUGUACUAGCAGGGCUCGUCUUUAUCAAAUGGUAAAGGAGUUCAAAAGUGUACAAUUUUCCAAAAUUGUGAACUGCUCUUCUAGAGCACAGUUAAACAUCAUAAGUUUCCGUAAUCUAUUGCAUAAAAAACAAUCGAUAUUCUAUAGAGCAGAGGUUUUCAACAUUUUUGAUGUUAACGACACCAAAAUAAUAAUGAUUCCAUUGUGAGGGACCCCCUUCCUAAGAUAUAAAGGCACCUAUAAUAGUUGCUAUAUUUACUGUGUGAGAAAAUAUUAAGUUAAUGUUAUUUUCAAAAAUUAAAUAAUUGGCUUUAAUAUUGUCAUUUUACUAAGGACAAAAUAAAUUAUUGAAAUAUCUUGAGAAUAUUUAAUUUGCAUCUAAUUUGUAUUUGUAAGAUGACAGCAUGUUUAUUUCUUGGUGUUCAAAACAGCUGCCAUUAGAACAAAAUAAUUGUUUAAUCCCUUACAUUCCAUUUACAGCAAAAGUAAAUCCUAAUAUUUGGUAAAUAUUUAUACAUCAGAUCAGAUCUGAUUGAAGUAGUUUUUUUGUUUUGCCUAAUAAGAGUCAUGCUAAGCUUCAAAAGUAAAUGCAGAGAAUUGUUGAAUUUAUGAUUUCUGUUCAUAAGCUUAUGUGGUGCAUUAUUAAAAUGGUAUUGGGUAUUGACAUCAACUUUCAAAGCAUUAAAAAAAUGUUUGUGUUUUUUUUCACAUUUUUUUGAAGCCCUCUAAAACACAUUUGGAAAUCCUUUUCUUUAGAGCCUCUUUAUUUUCAUUUAAAUAUGCUAUAGAAUUUAUAUUAAGAGAUUAAAAAUGCCUUUUGAAUAAAUGCCCUAUUAUUUAAUGGAAUUAAAUGUUGAUUCUGAAUGACUACUGUAUAACCUUCGGUCUCUGAUGAAUUUCAUAUUAAGAGAGAAUACUCAUGGUGCCACUCCUGUAAUUUUUUUCCCAUUCUUUAGGAAAAUAUCACAAUGUAUUGUUUUGUUCAUUUAACAGUCAAUAUUUACCAAUAUUACAAUGACUCAAUGAAUAUUACUGUUUUGUUUUGUUGAAGAAUUUGCUUUCAGAUACUAUUAGCUGAAUGCAAAUGUAAUGGAAUGUUAACAAGAGACUGGAAGCAAGUUCUGUCAGGACCACUAUCGUUAAAGCUGGGGCCUCAUUUAUAAAAUGUUGCGCAGAAACCGUCCUAAAUUUGAUCCUGCGAUCAUUUCUCCGAUGUGCGUACAUGUGAUUCAUAGAAUGAACGUACACAGAAAACGAGCGUACGCCUCUCUUUCAGAUGUGAAAUCUAUAAAUCGCAAAUGAUCUUGAACUUGCGCGCAACUGAAUGGUUUCAGUUCUCCGCGUUUUAAACGACACUACAUUAAUGUCAUUUACAUAUAAAAGAUCACCAGUCAUUGUCCAAAUCCUUGGGGAACUGCAAGUGUGUACGUCUGCUCAGGCCCUGACGUGGAUCUAAGCACUUUUCCACGUCAAAGACCGUUUUUAUAAAUAUGAGCAUUGGCGUGGAUUUAAGCGUACGCCCACUCUAAGAUCAAAUCUGUGCAUACGCACUCUUUAUAAAUGAGGCCCUUGGUUCUUUUCUCGGCAAAAACUCCCUGCUUAUCCAUGUAGCCUACCAUGAAUAAGAGCAGGGAGGACAGCGAUAGCCCCCCUAAUGUAAACAACAGAAACAACAUAAAUGUAUUGCAGAUAUCAUUAAUGUUCAAUAAUUUAAUGUACAACAUAAUUUGAUAAAUUCAAAGGGGAAUCAGAAAGCCAAAUCCUGACUGGAUGAGAGGAGGCGCUAGGGAUGGAGGAGGGUAAUUAGCUCCUGAGCAAUGCGAUAGCUGCUGAUAUUACUGAUGGACCUUAUAUAUGAAUGCUGUGAUAGGCGUCAUAUUCCUAUAGGUAGUUGUGGAUCAAAUGAGAGUCAGCUGAUGCGAGCUUGACUGACGUCACCUGCCAAAACUAACACUACACUUGAUUUAUUUUUAACUUAAAGUUGAAUUUUUUAGUAAGAACUUUGUGUUGAAGUUGAUCAGAUUUGUUUACAAUAAAUUCAGUGUAGUUGAGUGCACAAUAGUCAAACUGCCAAAAGUUACUUGGCAGAGCAGCUUUACUGGGGGAAAACAUGAUCAAGGUAGAGACUAAAGGUUUGGUUGUGAGCUGACUGCUGGGGCUGUAGGCAGAUAAAUGGUGUUUUGAAUUUGAAAGCUUUUUAGGUGAAUGAGUUUGAGUGGCCUGUGAUUGGUGGUUCACGAUUUGAUGUAAUGUACUCAAUGUAAUGUGCUAGAUUUGAACUAUCUAUUGAAUUUUUUAUUUUUGCCUAAUAAGAGUCAUGCUAAGCUUCACAAGUAAAUGCAGAGAAUUGUUGAAUUUAUGAUUUCUGUUUAUAAGCUUAUGUGGUGCAUUAUUAAAAUGGAAAUUGGGUAUUGAUAUUGCCCAUAGUGAACCUAAGGAAAUUUAAAAUUCACAACUUUUUUUGUGUGUUUGAACAAUCUUUUGUAUAUCUUUUUUACUUUCACAUUUGUAUGUCCUUUUACAGCCAUACGAAUCUUUAUGGAUAUAUUGUUUUAAGUCAUAUGAGAGUUCUCAAUACCCUUUUCAAUGUUCAAGUAUUUCUGGGCAGUUUCCACAAGUCCACAACAGAUCUGAGAUACAACAAGAAAAAAAAGUUAAUCUGUAGCCUUUUCCUGUCUCUGUUCUUUUACAAGGAUCAAUGAUAUUCAGUGAUGCAAACUCUCCUUUUUAAAAAAGCAUACAGAAUUGUAUCUAUUAUCAAUUUUUAAUUUAAUAAAGUAAUUCUCCUAGUUGUGUA